Drepanopeziza brunnea f. sp. 'multigermtubi' MB_m1 is the source of this 471-nucleotide messenger RNA. RefSeq lists its product as uncharacterized. The record is from RefSeq and is a predicted model, not a curated record. NCBI's taxonomy places the organism in Eukaryota, Fungi, Ascomycota, Leotiomycetes, Helotiales, Drepanopezizaceae. Gene Ontology annotation, molecular function: transferase activity.
AUGGGCAACUUGGAAGCCUUCUGUCCAGAUAAUUUUCUGAAAGAUACGAGACGAGACUGCCACCGCUAUCGGAGCUACAUACUCAGAGUCUUCGACAAGAGCAGUCCUCGAAGCGUAACCCGAGGUGCGCUCAACUUUCGACUUUACGAGUGUCGCUCGACAAAUACUGUUGACAUUUCACUCGAAGCCGCCUUCAACGACAGAGGCAACGUUAUAGGGAGGCUAAGGAGCUCAUGGAGUUCUUUGUACAACGGUACUCUUGAACAGUCAUGCGAUUUCGAUGCUGGAACUGGUUUCGCGAAAGCGUGGGUGUACAUGGGAGCGAUGCAGCCGGUCGAUGAUAGUAUGAGUGCUGAGCACGUCCCAGAAACCUUGAAGCAAGCAACAUGGUCCAGCUUUACUCAACUUUGGUGUGGAACUGGUCGGACGUAUGUCGACUACCACUUGGUCACCGUGAAAAUCCUGGCUUGA